ACACUUGAAAAUUGGUGUUCUUGGUGUUCACUUGGUGUUUUGUUUGUUUGUUUCGAAAUGGAGUAACAAUUUUGUAAAUAACACUGUUAAAAGAUUAAUGAUUUAUCGAUAUUUAAAUUCUUGAUGGAACUAAUAGUAAAGUAAAUCGAAAUAAUUUUCUACAAAAUGCUAUCAUCGGUUUGACUGCCUAGUGAUGACGGAAUACAAACUAGUUGUCGUAGGAGCAGGAGGAGUAGGUAAGAGUGCUCUGACCAUUCAGCUUAUACAGAAUCAUUUUGUCGAUGAAUACGAUCCAACGAUCGAAGAUAGCUAUAGAAAACAGGUCGUCAUCGAUGGCGAAACCUGCCUGUUGGAUAUUUUAGACACCGCUGGUCAAGAAGAAUACUCGGCCAUGCGUGACCAAUACAUGAGAACCGGAGAAGGUUUCCUCCUAGUAUUCGCAGUCAACAAUGCGAAAUCUUUCGAGGAUAUAUCGACCUACCGCGAACAAAUCAAGCGGGUCAAAGAUGCCGAAGAAGUGCCAAUGGUGCUGGUUGGGAAUAAGUGCGACCUGCAACAAUGGACUGUUCAAAUGAGCGAUGCCAGAGAGUUGGCUAGACAGUAUGGCAUUCCGUGUGUAGAAACAUCUGCGAAAACGCGGAUGGGUGUAGACGACGCAUUUUACACAUUAGUGCGGGAAAUUCGUAAAGAUAAGGAGAAAAACGUUAAACAAAAACGUAGACAGCAUCGUAAAUUACUACGAUGUGUUUUAUUAUAGGACUGAAUGUCCUCCAAGUCGAAGGCACAUAUCAUACAUACCAUUUUCUCUCUCUCUCUCCUUCUCUCUAUCACUUCGUUUCCAUCAUUUUUCGUUAAUCGUCGUAUCCACCGUCGAAAUCAUUCAAUAUACUAGCGCAACCAUUCAAGUAGACGAAAAUCGAAAAUCCCUGCAAGCUGAACAAAUGGAUACGGAGAUCGGGUGACGAAGUUCAUCUCAGAGUUUAAUCGUGAGCUGAAAAUACAAGUGUAUAUAAAUUAAAUUCCAUUUUUAAUCAUUAUUAACUAAUUGUUUUCGUUCAGUUAUUCAAAAAAAAAAUUAUAAUUCAAGGUAAAAUAUUGUCUACUUCAUAAUUUUAAGUUUAAAAUUGUAAAGAAAUGCUAAAGAUCAAAGUUUCUAAUCUUUUCAAUACGUCAUUUCGCCGCUGAAUGUUAUUGUAAUUAUUUUGCAUUUUAAUUGUAAUCGUUGGAAAUUUUUCGAACCUUUAAAAAAGCUCGUCUUCCGAUUACUUUUAUUUAAUUAAUCGAUGUAUUAUUGUUUCCUCAGUGUUAUAAAACUUCCAUGGUAAAACUUUGUUAUUUAUUUCUCUUUUUUUUCUCUUCUGUUUUGUCAAACUUUUUAUCUACUUUUUUUCUAUUUUUUAUUUCUCUCUAUUUUUUUUCUUUCGUAUUACUAUUUAAUUAUUGUUUGCAACCAAGCGCACAAACAUCAGAGAGGAGAUGACAUACCAGUAAUUUAUUUAAGUUUAUACCAACGAAAUUUGUUUCCAAUCUGAUUAGUGCAGAGCUUCAUGUUUCGAGUUGGCCUUCGAUUAUUGUAAAUCGUAACGCAUUCGAGUCAUUUUAAAAUUUAUUUUUUUCGUUAUGCAACAUUUUUUCUCUUUCAUGAUGCGGUAAUUAAUUGCUAAAGCAUUAUACGAUGUAUAUUUUAAAAGCAUUUUCAGUUUAAAAUUUUUAUAUUUUCUUUACGAAUCUUCUUUAUUACUUAUGUAAAUUUUAUCAUAUUUUAUAAAUAUAUUUAUACAUACAUAUUUUUUUUUCACUCUCAUGUACUUCUUUUUUUUUCUGUUGUAUUUUUCAUUAAUGCUUGUUACACGAUUUGAAAAAUAUUAUUGUUGUGAAAAUUAAUAAUAUAGUGUAUUUCUUCGCUUGAUAGAUCAACGAUAUAGAUUUUAUAUAAUUGUUUUAUUAUUGUUGUCCUUUUUUUUCUUUUCUUUUUAUUUAUUUAUUUUUUUUUAAAUAUUAGAAUGUUAUCUAAUAUGUUAGUGUCAGCCAAGCCAACGGUAUUCUACGUCCGAAAUGAUUAAAAAAUAUAUUUGUUCAACAGUAAAAUGUAAUACGUAUAUUCAUACAUACAAAAAUACAUUUUCCAAUCAAAA
This is a messenger RNA of Planococcus citri (citrus mealybug), 2135 nucleotides long. RefSeq names its product GTPase HRas-like. Gene Ontology annotation, molecular function: GDP binding; GTP binding; GTPase activity. NCBI's taxonomy places the organism in Eukaryota, Metazoa, Arthropoda, Insecta, Hemiptera, Pseudococcidae. Gene Ontology annotation, cellular component: plasma membrane. The transcript has a single exon. Bases 194 to 757 code for a protein of 187 amino acids. Gene Ontology annotation, biological process: epidermal growth factor receptor signaling pathway; Ras protein signal transduction. The record is from RefSeq and is a predicted model, not a curated record.